AAAAAGAUUUGAUGGUGAUAAAGAAAGCACAGAUUUUUCUCCCGGUGGCUCUUGCCUCUUGUGCAAGAACAACAUUAAAGAGAGUUUAAAAAAAAAAAAAUUGCCGACGUCAGAAGAGUUCUUCCUUAGCGGUAGGGUUCUCUCUUUUUUCUUUUCUUUUUCAGUUUAUGAGUUUCAGAUAUCACACCAGAGAGAAGAUAACAGAGUUUCUCUCGUCCACAAUCUCUCUCUCUCUCCCCCCCUCGGCUCCGAGGUUUUUGUCGAGAGAGGAUGAUGAUGAUGAACAAAGACAUGUUGUUUCAUCAUCAACAGCAGCAGCAGCAGCAGCAAGUGAUUGCAGAGGAGAACAUGUCGAAUCUUACAUCUGCAUCUGGGGAUCAAGCCAGUGUGUCUUCAGGCAACAGAAGUGAAGCAAGUGGGUCAAACUUUGUCAUCAAUCCUCAACAGCAACAGUAUUUUGUUCUACAACCAGAAGCUCAAACAUCUCAGCCGCCAAAGAAGAAGAGGAACCAACCAGGCAAUCCAGACCCAGAUGCAGAAGUGAUAGCAUUGUCACCGGGGACGCUUCAGGCGAGAAACAGGUUCAUAUGCGAGAUCUGCAGCAAAGGGUUCCAAAGAGAUCAGAACCUGCAACUGCACAGGAGAGGACACAACCUGCCAUGGAAGCUGAAACAAAGAUCGAAGACAGAAGCGAUCAGGAAGAAAGUGUACGUAUGUCCGGAGCCGAGCUGCGUCCAUCACGACCCGUCGAGAGCCCUGGGGGAUCUAACAGGGAUCAAGAAGCAUUUCAGCAGGAAACAUGGCGAGAAGAGGUGGAAAUGCGACAAGUGUUCGAAGAGGUAUGCCGUUCAGUCAGAUUGGAAGGCCCAUUCUAAGAUUUGCGGCACCAAAGAGUACAGAUGUGACUGCGGCACCCUUUUUUCAAGGAGGGAUAGUUUCAUAACUCACAGAGCAUUCUGUGAUGCAUUGGCAGAAGAAAGUGUGAGAUCAAUCCAAACCCAGCAGCCAAACACUCCCUUGAUCCAAUCUCCUCGUCAUCAGACUCCACCCAACAAUGCAUCUUCUUCUUCCUCCUCUCAGAACCUAAUCAGCCUUCACAUUCAGAGCCUCGGGAGCUAUGGCGCUCGCAACAAUGGCAGUAGCAGCAGCAGUACCUGCAGUAACAACAACAAUCCCCAUGCAUUUCCCAUGAAGAAAGAGCAACAAAGCGACGUAAACCAAAUCAUGAUCCCUCACUGGCUCUCACCCUCAAACCCUAACCCUAACCCUAGCGGCUGCGGUUUUUUCCCUUUUGGUUCAGCCACCGCGACGGCCGCCUGCUUCCACCACCCUUCUCCGCCGUCUCCGGCCAUGUCCGCCACCGCGUUGCUCCAGAAAGCGGCUCAAAUGGGUGCUACGAACUCAGCUCCUUCUCCGACCGACGUGGUCAGGUCGAGUCAUAACCUCACCACGACAAUGGCGUCGAUGAUGACAUCAUCGGCUACGCCGCCACCUGGGUUCGGCUUCGCCGGCGGAAACAGCGACAACCCGUCUAUGUUUCAAGACUACAACUCGAUGGAUUCCGCUGCCGGAUUCGGUCGGGGAGAAGCCUUCGAAGAGAGCUUCGGUGGGUUCUUGGGGACAAGCGCGGCGGCGGGGGUGGCGGUUCCGGUGGCCGGAGAGAAGAACGGCGGUGGAGGAGUAGGAGAAGGGUUGACGAGAGAUUUCUUGGGGCUUAGGCCAUUGUAUCAUAGCGACAUUCUCAGUUUUGCCGGUCUUGGAGACUGUCUCGACGGCAAUGCUUCUGAGGAGCAUAGCCACUCACAAAACCUAUGGCAAAGUUAGGUCAUCUUUAUAUACAUGAAUAUGUAUACACAUAUAUGUGUCUAUAUAUAUAUGUUUUUGUUUUCUUGUAU
Messenger RNA from Tarenaya hassleriana, 1895 nucleotides. RefSeq names its product protein indeterminate-domain 11-like. Gene Ontology annotation, molecular function: DNA-binding transcription factor activity. The transcript is spliced from 5 exons. Bases 271 to 1824 code for a protein of 517 amino acids. The record is from RefSeq and is a predicted model, not a curated record. NCBI's taxonomy places the organism in Eukaryota, Viridiplantae, Streptophyta, Magnoliopsida, Brassicales, Cleomaceae. Gene Ontology annotation, cellular component: nucleus.